This is a messenger RNA of Nelumbo nucifera (sacred lotus), 1059 nucleotides long. RefSeq names its product putative HVA22-like protein g. NCBI's taxonomy places the organism in Eukaryota, Viridiplantae, Streptophyta, Magnoliopsida, Proteales, Nelumbonaceae. The record is from RefSeq and is a predicted model, not a curated record.
CUCCUCCACUCUAUUUAACUAUUCGUUGCGGACUUCAACCGUUUUCCGUAUCCCAACUUUCUCCAAAUUACCAUUCCUUCAUUCCUUGAUUCCUCUCUCUCUCUCUCUCUCUCUCUCUCUCUGCAUCUUUGUUCAUUUCUACAGAAUCGAAGAUCGUUAAAGCCAUAAAGGGGAUUUCAUCAUCAAAUUGAAUUCUGGUGGGAAGCCUCGACUUGUCCCUCGGAGAAUCACUAUCCCCAUUCCUCUACAAGGAUUGUAAGUGGCUGCUGUGGCAUAAGAGGUCGAGAUGUUGGGGGAAGUCAUCAACAGAAGUCUUAUGAUGCUACUCGGAUACGUAUAUCCUGCGUUCGAGUGCUUCAAAACUAUGGAAAGGAACAGAGUCGAGAUUGAUCAGCUCCGGUUUUGGUGUCAAUACUGGGUCAUUGUUGCACUCCUGACUGCUCUGGAGCGGGUCGGGGAUGUUUUCAUUUCAUGGUUACCCAUGUAUGGAGAGAUGAAGCUGGCCUUCAUAAUCUACCUAUGGUAUCCAAGAACUAUGGGAACUAGUUACGUCUACGAAACCUUCUUGCGGCCUUUCAUGACAAGGUACGAACCAGAUCUUGAUCAGAACAUGGGAGAAUUGAGGAGAAGAGCCUGGAAUUUAGCUGUAAUGCAUUGGCACAACGUUGCUAAUUUUGGAGAGACCACAUUUGCUCAAUUCCUCCAGUAUUUGACCUCCAAGGCUAAAGGCAGUGAAGCUCCGAAAAUCGAUCCACAGUACCCCAGUGCACCUCCUCUUAAUUCAAUGCCGAGCGCACCUCCUCUAAGUUCAAUGGCCUCCAGCCAUCGGCCGCCGCUGAGGCAACCUGGCAGGAACCGGUCGCCAUCGACAUCACCACCGCCAGCGUACCGCGCAUGGUUCCCACAAAUGGGUUCCAACACCAGCUCAGAGUCCGGUUAUAGACAAGACGCCACCACCAUUCACCAAACAGCUAUGGAUGAAACUCUUCGUAGACGGCCACGCUGAACCCAGAAGGAAAAGUGAAAGAAAAUUGUAAAAAGAAAAAACACAAAUUGUAA